CAAACCACCAAAAGCUUAAUUUAAUUUCUCUCAUUUCUAUCUUCUUCGAUCAAGACCUCCCAAACCAUGGCUUUACCUUCCUUCCUCCUUUCUCUUCUAGUCCUUCCAUUCCUCACAUUGCUUCCUCCAACACAAUCACAACUCGCCGUGGACUACUACAACGAGACAUGCCCGAAAUUCCAUGACAUCAUGGAUCAAGUUGUUGCAACCAAGCAAAUAGCAUCCCCCACCACCGCAGCUGCCACCCUCCGCCUCUUCUUCCACGACUGCAUGGUGGAAGGAUGCGACGCCUCCCUCCUUCUCGCCUCCAACGCCUUCAACAUAGGCGAGAGAGACGCUGACAUCAACCUCUCCCUCCCCGGAGAUGCCUUUGACGUCAUCACACGUGCCAAAACCUCGCUCGAGCUCCAAUGCCCCGGCAUUGUCUCCUGUGCGGAUAUCCUAGCUGUCGCGGCACGUAACCUCGUCACCAUGGUCGGCGGUCCCUUCUACAGCGUCCGGCUAGGACGAAAAGACGGCCUAGUCAUCACGAAGGCCUCAAUGGUGGAAGGCCACAUUUCUAGGCCUAACAUGUCCAUGACAGAUAUUAUCAAAAUUUUUGACUCGAAAGGGUUCACUACAGAGGACAUGGUGUCAUUAUCUGGUGCACAUACAAUUGGGUUCUCACACUGUUCUCAGUUCUCUGAUAGAAUCUUCAACUUUAGUCCGACUUCACAAAUUGAUCCAUCUCUGAACCCUAAUUAUGCAGAAGGGUUACGUAAACUGUGCGCUAAUUACACAAAGGACCCAACUGUAUCGGCCUUUAACGACGCGAUAACGCCAGGCAAAUUCGAUAACAUGUAUUACAUAAACUUGCAGAGAGGGUUAGGGUUGUUGGCAUCUGAUCAAGCCCUAGCUUUGGACCCGAGGACAAGGCCGCUUGUGGAUUUGUAUGCAGACAAUCAGGCUGCCUUCUUUGAAGGCUUUACUCGUGCAAUAGAGAAGGUUAGUACAUAUAAGGUGAAAACUGGAACGGAAGGAGAAGUGAGGCAUAGAUGUGAUGCUCUGAAUUCCAUAGCAGCAAAACAGUGAUACACAUUGUUCGGAUUGCGAUUAAAAAUACCAGAAAAGAAGUGCUGUUAUUGUUUAGGAUGAGUACAGUAGGAUAAUGAAAUGGUGACAAAGUUGGUGAAACUAAUAUUGUAACCUUCGUCACUAUGAUAGUUUGUGUUUCUAAUGUUUGGCAUUUCUUGCCAUAUUUACAAUGAUAAGCUAAUUUAAAAGAGGUAAUAAAGAAACUCACAUUUAUGUA
Molecule: messenger RNA, 1291 nt
Organism: Cornus florida
Lineage: Eukaryota; Viridiplantae; Streptophyta; Magnoliopsida; Cornales; Cornaceae
Product: peroxidase 6-like
Exons: 1
Coding region: 67-1071 (334 amino acids)
Biological process (GO): response to oxidative stress; hydrogen peroxide catabolic process
Molecular function (GO): peroxidase activity; heme binding
Source: RefSeq, a predicted model, not a curated record